This is a messenger RNA of Orbicella faveolata, 3107 nucleotides long. RefSeq names its product roundabout homolog 1-like. NCBI's taxonomy places the organism in Eukaryota, Metazoa, Cnidaria, Anthozoa, Scleractinia, Merulinidae. The record is from RefSeq and is a predicted model, not a curated record.
UUCUGAUACUCAAAGGACGGGUCAAGCUAUAAUCGGUGCAAAAUUACAAACGUGUCUUUGCGGGUCAUUUUUGAGCACGUUCGAUCGGUUUCGUCCAUUCUGUUUCCAAAAAUGUCUUCGAAAAACAAUGGUUUAUCAGUGAGCCCUGGAACAGUGUUGUCUGUGGUUUGUUUGCUUCUAUACUCCGCUGGAUUCAUUAGAAUCGAGCUGAAGUUUAAUGAUCACGAUCAAAGGUUGAUAGCUGUCGAGGAAGUCAUUUCUCAGAUGAAACAUGGAGUGGCGCACACUUGGAAUAAAGAAACUUCACAGCUUAAUUCUGGGAAGAAAGAAACAAAUAGUGAGAUAAAGCUCCACAGAAUCACACGUAGCAUUGCCAACAAUCCAACCUUUAAUAAUUCCGCCAACAUGAAGCAAGCUUUGGAAGACGUUGUCACCUCGAGUUUCAAAAAGAUCUGUCAGAAGAGUGGAGACCUUAAAGUUUGCCCGCGAGGACUCCCGGGACCUCCGGGAAGGAGAGGAAGAAAAGGUUCCCAAGGAAUUAUGGGACCACAGGGUCCAGGUGGAAAGCAAGGAGUUAUGGGACCCCCUGGUCGAAGUGGAAAACAAGGAAUUAAUGGACCACCGGGCAUAAGAGGAGAAAAGGGAAUUAAAGGAGAUAUCGGGCGACCGGGCAUCCCAGGGAUUAAAGGUGAGCCCGGAGAAUCUAUUUCUGUACCUAAAGUGACAAUUUUCCCUGCUUCACAACUGACUGUCAACGAAAGCAACACUGCUGCUCUGUUUUGCUCUGCUACUGGAAAUCCCGCUCCCCAGUUAUCUUGGGUUAGGGUUGAUGGAUCGUUACCUAGCAACAAGAUCAAACUGACCUCGGACGGCCUGAUGCAGAUUGAUGACGUUCGCCUGGAGGAUGCUGGGAAAUACAAAUGCAUGGCGAGCAAUAUUCUGGGACAGGACGAAAACGCUGCGAACCUUGUUGUUCAGAGUAAGCCCAAAGUUUCUCUCUCGUUUGGAACAUCCUACGUCGAAAGGAACAAGAACAUCACUUUACCAACUUGUCACGUGACUGGCUAUCCUCCAGCGGUGAUCACGUGGUCUAAAGUGCACGGUGAACUGGUACAAGCAAGAGCUCUUUCGAAAGAUGGACAGCUGUCAAUAACAAAUGCUCAAAAGAAAGACUCUGGCUUGUACAAAUGUAAAGCAACGAAUAUCUUAGGUUACCACUCGGCUGUAACACAUCUAAGUGUUGUGGAGCUGCCGCAGUUUACAGUCAGGCCGCCUGGGCAACUUAAAAUGUCUACGAACCGCAAUAUAAGAGUCCCUUGCCAGGCCACUGGGGACCCCCUUCCGACAGUCACUUGGGUGAAAGAGAACGGCGAGCUACCGUUAGGGAGAUCAAAAGUUAGUGUUGAUGGAACACUUCAAGUUUGGAACACUAAAGAAGAGGACUCGGGGAGAUAUACUUGUGUGGCGGCAUCGGCUGAAGUCUUUAGAGCGUUUUCUGUUAUGAAACUGACAGUGACAGAAUGUGGACCUGUUGGUGUAGAGGACAGGAACACAAUACCAGAUGCCAGGAUGACGGCAAGCACAUACUACAGUAAUUUAUAUUAUCCAUACUAUGGCCGGCUGAAUGAGGACAGGGGAAAUGGUGCGUGGUGUACAAAGAAAAGAACAGACAGAACAGACUAUCUUCAAGUUGAUACGGGUGCAGUACACUCUGUUUGUGCAGUGGCAACUCAAAGCGCCCGUAUAGAAGAUAUAUGGAUCACUAGCUACAAAGUGCAUUUUUCUACAGAUGGAGUAACAUGGAACAGCUACAAGGACAACAAUGUUGAAAAGGUGUUCGCAGGAAACACAGAUCAAAAUAGUAUUGUGAAGCAUGCGCUUAGUCCUGACGUCAAAGCAAGAUUUGUUAGAUUUUAUCCCGUCACGCAUUAUGAUCAUCCUUGUUUGAGAGUUGAAAUAUUUGUACUAAAGUAGUCAGAUCGACUUUGCUUGCCAUGAAAACAACGAACCUGGCAUAACCUUCCCCCUUGAGAUGAACCAUUGACUUCAUCUCAAGGGUUUAGAAAAUGCUCCAGUGUUUUUAAGUGGGUAAGUGAAAGGAGUAUACAAAAAGGGUUUUAUAGAGUACCCCCCUUCGGGGGAGAGAGGGUAAUAUGAAGUUGAUUGAUUGUUCUCCAGUUGAAGACGGCCUCGAUGGAAGUAUUACCUCUCAGUUUGAGAACAAAUAUUUUUACUGGCCAAACAGAUCUCAACAUCUGACGGAAAUAGAUUGGUCCGCGGUCCGUGAGACAGAAACUCGCGAUCGCGCUCUCGUUUGACCUCUGACUGUCAUGCAAUCUCAUCAAUACUAUCACCCGCGUAAUGGAUUUAUAUCUGUUUUUUUUGUUGUUGUUGUUUUUUUUUUUAUGAAAGCCGGUGAUCGUGUUUGUUCGUUUUACCCCAACUUGCGCACUAACAGCUUGGUGAACUCUUCUUGACUAGUUUGCGUUCGGUCCCACCACAAAAGUGAGAAGUAACAUCGUUGAAUACAACUAUUAAUGAUAAACAGUUUUUCAUUUUGAGAUGCUUUUGGAUCACUUCACUUUUCACAGUCAAUUUACUUAGAGAGAACAAUCAUCAAGUUUGGAAAAUCAUAAUCGUUCCUGUCAAUGUUUGACGAAGUAUAGUUCGAAUAUCUGAACAAUAUUGCCUCUAUUUGGCGCGAAAAUAUGCUAGGAUAUUUGUCCGCGGACAUUAUCUAUUCCAAGAAGCGAGCGGUUUUCCAAGAGCGUAGCUCGAGGAAAACUGUGAGCUUUGGGGAACAGAUCAUGUCCAAGGACAAAUAGUAGAGCCUAUUGUGUUUACUAAUUUUCAAAUAUUUUUCGUAACACGCGCGGUUUUGAAAAUUGGGGAAUAUCACUCGGAUACAGUUUUAGCUGUCACGUGACACGUUUAAACCAAUCGCGCUCGAGCGAAAAUAUUUCAUGGAUUAUAAAAAAUGAAUGUACAACUUGUAGUGAUUUGGUCGGUGUUCACUAUCUUGCUCACUGGGUACUCAAUGCAAUAUAAAAAUUACACCUGUAGUAAACGUAGAUAUAGCUUUAAUAAAAUUGUUAUUUUUUGUUGUU